UCGUUUGCACAUGGUAUUUGUGACCCUGCUCCGGCGAGUUAACAUUGUUGACGUUGCGUCCAAAUUUGCCCUAACGCUGCAAAUACUGAGAAAGGGAGGGUGCACGUUUUCGAAGUUCUCCCAUGUUUUUAAAAUAGCCUUGUAGUUUGCUUCACAGGGAAUGUCGCAUACAUUUUUUUUUAUCAUCCACUGACGUUGGAUGAUGCUCUGGUAAAAUUAUCCCAGUCAUGCAGAGGCAAGAAACCUGGCUGAAGAUCGCGUCUGGUCAGACAAUACUUGCAAACGUAUUGCAGCUUUUCAAGGCUUUACAUAGAACAAGAAAAGAAGUGUUUAAAGGUGAUGAUGAUGCCUUAGAAGUUUUUCCAGUAAUUUCUGUCAUUUUAAUAUAUGGUAUUCCACAGAAUGUCAAUAUACCACUCCUGAGACUCACCAUCUACUAUGUCCUUCGCCUUUGUGAAUACCGAUGUAAAUUACUUAAAUUUGGUACAGACGUUGAAAUUAUUCUCCGAGAAAUGGUAAUACAGGGAGUUCACACAGACCACAAUAGAAUAUCUAUUAAACCCAGAAAAGAGAUUCUUCUGGAUAACGUUCCUUUUAAUCAUAAUCCCACAAUUAAAGAUAUAUAGUAUAGGAAA
Stegostoma tigrinum is the source of this 635-nucleotide messenger RNA. RefSeq names its product LYR motif containing 7 (gene lyrm7). Lineage: Eukaryota; Metazoa; Chordata; Chondrichthyes; Orectolobiformes; Stegostomatidae. The coding region runs from base 228 to 626 and encodes 132 amino acids. The record is from RefSeq and is a predicted model, not a curated record. Gene Ontology annotation, biological process: mitochondrial respiratory chain complex III assembly. The transcript is spliced from 5 exons.